UGCCUCGUCGCGCCAACCAGCCAGUGUGGUCCGGCAAAAGCUCUGUCAGGUGUGUCGAGAGUUUGCUAUGCAGGCGCCCACUGAGGAUGGCUUCAUUGCGCUCAGCCUGGUCCAGGACACACUGAAAGAUCGGGUCGAGCACAACCCCUUGGGUAGUGGCCCGAUCACCGAGACGGACAUUCUGGCUCUCUGUGAGACAGAGGGAACUAUGGCCAAUGGCAGUGGAAACUUUGACAUCCAAGAAGGCACUACUGGCAAGAGCAUCAGAUGGAACCCUGACAAGACACCUCAGGCUUAUGGUGGCUUUGGUGCACCUGGUCAGAUGACCAGCCCAAGCUCAACUUUUAGCCGCUAAAGGAUAUCUGGGCGACAGUGAUGUUUACGACAGAUGAUGGCUGUCACCUGUUAUUUUUCAGUCAAUGACCUCAGCCCAUCAGGAAAUGGAUGCAUACAUGGACAUCACAGAUUCAAAGUGAUGUCAUGGCGUCGCUGUGCAAUACCUGCCAGUUACCUGCUGUUGAUGCUGUUGAUUGACGACGGGUGUCUGUGUCCUGAAUCAACCAAGUACCUGUAUGAUCACCUAAAUAAGCAUACCUACUUAGGUACUUGUGAAGCCUCGACGUGAACCGACAUCCUCUUGUGGGAUAUGACUGUAACGCUAGUUGAAUAUCCAUAUGUAGCGAAAUGCAUGCAGUGGUUCAUACCGAACUCAA
Molecule: messenger RNA, 713 nt
Organism: Cryphonectria parasitica EP155
Lineage: Eukaryota; Fungi; Ascomycota; Sordariomycetes; Diaporthales; Cryphonectriaceae
Exons: 1
Coding region: 68-355 (95 amino acids)
Source: RefSeq, a predicted model, not a curated record